Messenger RNA from Caenorhabditis remanei, 252 nucleotides. RefSeq lists its product as uncharacterized. Bases 1 to 252 code for a protein of 83 amino acids. The transcript has a single exon. The record is from RefSeq and is a predicted model, not a curated record. NCBI's taxonomy places the organism in Eukaryota, Metazoa, Nematoda, Chromadorea, Rhabditida, Rhabditidae.
AUGGGAAUCAGAGGCUAUAAAUAUCAUCCUUUCUUCCCUAGAAAUCCAUCAGAAAUCUCUCUUCUGCUCUUCUCAUUCCGAAUUAAUAUUCUGACUCUCUUCAUCUUCUGCCUUCUGGCCAUCACCUCUCCAGUCAUCGCUCGUGGACGUCGUUGCCGUUCGAGCACUCAAUGCGACUACGAAUCCGUCUGCUACGAGGGAUACUGUUACACCAUCGACGAGAUGUUCGACAAGUUCGAUGCAAAGAAAUAA